This is a messenger RNA of Phragmites australis (common reed), 3021 nucleotides long. Its product is annotated as phospholipase D delta-like. Bases 99 to 2831 code for a protein of 910 amino acids. The record is from RefSeq and is a predicted model, not a curated record. Gene Ontology annotation, molecular function: calcium ion binding; D-type glycerophospholipase activity. The transcript is spliced from 5 exons. NCBI's taxonomy places the organism in Eukaryota, Viridiplantae, Streptophyta, Magnoliopsida, Poales, Poaceae. Gene Ontology annotation, cellular component: plasma membrane. Gene Ontology annotation, biological process: phosphatidylcholine metabolic process; phospholipid catabolic process.
AAUCGCAUUCCCUCCCACCUUUCCUUCUUCCUUCCACACGGCGAUCUACAGUUCUACACCUCAUCUCUCUACUUGUCCAUCUCCGGCUCAGGCUUCCAAUGUCUGGCUCUGGCGAGCAGCCACCGCCCGUGCUGCUGCUCCACGGCGACCUGGACCUCACGAUCCACGAGGCACGCGACCUCCCCAACAUGGACGUCCUCUCCACCCUCCUCCGCUGCCUCUGCCUCCACCUGGGGGUCACUACAAGCCGCCCCCGUUCCAGCCGCUCGGUGUCCGGUGAUGAUGAUGACAGCACUCACCACCGUCACCGUCACAGUCGCCAGCCGCACGGCCACCGCAUCCUCCCGACCUCCGACCCCUACGCCACCGUCGUGGUGCCCGGGCCCCCCGACACGACGCUCGCUCGCACGCACGUCGUCCGCAACUCCGAAUCGCCGGACUGGUCGGCCCGCGUCCUCCUCCCGCUCGCCCACGCUGCCUCCCACCUCGCCUUCCAGGUCAAGGACGCCGACCCAUUCGGCUCCGACCUCAUCGGCACCGCCUCCCUCCCCUCCGAAAAAAUCCUCGAGGCCGCGGACAAGCCCAUCGACUCCGAAUGGCUCACGCUCCUCCGCCCCGACGGGCGCGGCCCGCCGAAGCCCAACUCCGCCAUCCGCAUCUCCGCCACGUUCAUCCCGGCGGCCAGGACCGUAGGCUGGCGCUCCGGCGGCGUCCCGGCGUACUUCCCUCCGCGGCGCGGGUGCGAGGUGAAGCUGUACCAGGACGCGCACGUGGCGGCCGGCGAGGUGGAGGGCGUCCCCGGGGUGUUUGAGCCCGGGCGGUGCUGGGAGGACGUGUGCAUGGCGGUGCUGGGCGCGCAGCACCUGGUGUACGUGGUGGGGUGGUCGGUGUACACGCAGGUGAGGCUGCUGCGGGAGGCGAUGUCUCCGGAGAUGGCGAAGAAGGCGGCGGAGGUGAAGGCGCUGAGCGGCGUGGCUGUGGAGGACAUGAACCUGGGCGAGCUGCUCAAGUACAAGUCCCAGGAGGGUGUCCGGGUCUGCCUCCUCGUCUGGGACGACAAGACGUCACACGACAACUUCUUCCUCAGGACGAGAGGCGUGAUGCAAACUCACGACGAGGACACGAAGAGAUUCUUCAAGCACUCGUCGGUGAUCUGCGCGCUGUCGCCGCGCUACCCCAGUAGCAAGCUCAGCAUAGCCAAGCAGAAGGCAAGCAAGCCAUUUCUAAUUCGUUCAAUUCCUAGCUACAGUAGCUGCAAUCGAUCGAUCGAUCGAGAUAUAUAUAUGCUGAGUGGGACGUCUCCAGCUGCGCCCCUGCAGGUGGUCGGGACGCUGUACACGCACCACCAAAAGUGCCUGCUCGUCGACACGCCGGCGUCCGAAACCACCCGCCGGAUCACGGCCUUCCUCGGGGGCCUCGACCUCUGCGCCGGCCGCUACGACACCCCCACGCACAGGCUCUUCCGCGAUCUCCACACCGUCUUCCACGGCGACGUCUACAACCCCACGUUCGGUGUGGACGAGAGGGGGCCCCGGCAGCCGUGGCACGACAUGCACUGCCGGCUGGACGGGCCGGCGGCGUACGACGUGCUGCGGAACUUCGAGCAGCGGUGGAGGAAGGCGACGAAGCUGCGCGAGGUGUUCGGCAAGGUGUCGCACUGGAAGGACGACGCCUUGCUCAAGCUGGAGCGCAUCUCUUGGAUCCUCAGCCCCUCCAAGGCAGGCGCAGGCGACCGUGGCCUGCAUAUGUUGCCGGAGGACGAUCCCGAGUGCUGGCACGCUCAGGUGUUCCGGUCGGUGGACUCUGGAUCGGUGAAGGGAUUUCCACGUCCAUGGGAGACGCAAGAGAUGAAUCACCUGUUGUGCGACAAGAACCUGGCGGUGGAGCAGAGCAUCCACGCAGCGUACAUCACCGCCAUCCGGUCCGCGGAGCGGUUCAUCUACAUCGAGAACCAGUACUUCAUCGGCUCCUCCUACGCGUGGCCGUCCUACAGGCAUCCGGGCGCCGGCAACCUGGUGCCCAUGGAGAUCGCGCUCAAGGUGGCCAGCAAGAUCAAGGCCGGGGAGCCGUUCGCCGCGUACGUCGUCAUCCCCAUGUGGCCCGAGGGGAACCCGACCUCCGGCCCGGCCCAGGAGAUCCUCUUCUGGCAGAGGCAGACGAUGGAGAUGAUGUACAAGGUGAUCGCGCGAGAGAUGGAGACCCAGGGGCUCAAGGACGCGCACCCGCAGGACUACCUCAUCUUCUGCUGCCUCGGCAACCGGGAGGACGACGAGGUGGCCGACGAUGACCACUGCGCAUGGCCGCCUGAUCACCCCGGCAGCACGAGCCCCAAGGCGCUGGCGCGGAGGCACCGGCGGUUCAUCAUCUACGUGCACUCCAAGGGCAUGAUCGUCGACGACGAGUACGUCAUCGUCGGCUCCGCCAACAUCAACCAGCGCUCGCUCGCCGGGUCGCGCGACACCGAGAUCGCCGUCGGCGCCUACCAGCCGCACCACACCACCACCCACUCCCGCGGCAAGGUGUACGGGUACAGGAUGUCGCUGUGGGAGGAGCACCUGGGCAAGGAGGUCGUCCGGCAGCAGCCGGAGCUGGAGCGGCCGGAGUCGCGGGACUGCGUCAGGCUGGUGAACAAGAUCGCGUGGGCAAACUGGAUCAGGUACACGGCCAGCGAGGGGCGGCCGGGCGCGCUGAAGGGCCACCUGAUCAGGUACCCGGUGCACGUCGGCACCGACGGCAGGGUCGCGGCGUUGCAGGGGCACGAGACGUUCCCGGACGUCGGCGGGAGGGUCCUCGGCUCCACCAACAACCUGCCGGAUUACCUGACAAUGUAGGUGGCCAUGCAUGUGCAGACCACAGAGUGUUGACGACACAACAUUUUGGCUGCUCCUGUAGCGCAGCACAGAUGAACAAUGAUGUAUUUGUUGGACCUGUUGCAUCUUGCAACUCAUAUCAGUCUUCGAAUCAGUAGUUAAUACAUAUAUUUCUAACUGAUUGACUUAUAUUUACUUGAUUAUAUUACAA